This is a messenger RNA of Hevea brasiliensis (rubber tree), 1021 nucleotides long. RefSeq names its product N-terminal acetyltransferase A complex catalytic subunit NAA10. The coding region runs from base 192 to 803 and encodes 203 amino acids. The record is from RefSeq and is a predicted model, not a curated record. The transcript has 2 exons. Gene Ontology annotation, biological process: N-terminal peptidyl-glutamic acid acetylation. Lineage: Eukaryota; Viridiplantae; Streptophyta; Magnoliopsida; Malpighiales; Euphorbiaceae. Gene Ontology annotation, cellular component: NatA complex. Gene Ontology annotation, molecular function: protein N-terminal-serine acetyltransferase activity; protein-N-terminal-glutamate acetyltransferase activity.
GAUUUUAAUUAAAUUCGAAAUUAAUCAAUUGUGAUGUAAACCGGACCGAGAGCCUAUGUCUGACAGCCACUACUUACACACGCACCACACUGAAUCGUCCCUCGUUUUCUCGCAAAAACCAGAGUGCUCCAAAGAGCGUAAAAGCCUAACCCUAACCCUGAAAAGAGCUAGAGAAAAUCAGCAAUCCAGCCAUGGUUUGCAUAAGGAAGGCGACAAUAGAUGACCUACUGGCGAUGCAAGCCUGUAACCUGCUGUGCCUACCGGAAAACUACCAGAUGAAGUAUUAUUUCUACCACAUCCUCUCCUGGCCCCAGCUCCUCUACGUCGCCGAGGACUACAACGGCCGCAUCGUUGGCUACGUCUUAGCCAAGAUGGAGGAAGAAUCUAACGAGUGUCACGGUCAUAUUACCUCUCUCGCCGUCCUCCGCACCCACCGCAAGUUGGGCCUCGCCACUAAGCUCAUGAACGCUGCACAGACCGCCAUGGAACAGGUGUUUGGUGCAGAGUAUGUCUCACUGCAUGUUAGGAAGAGUAACCGGGCAGCAUUUAAUCUCUACACAGAAACAUUGGGUUAUAAGAUUCAUGAUGUGGAGGCAAAGUAUUAUGCAGAUGGAGAGGACGCAUAUGACAUGCGGAAGCAACUUAAGGGGAAACAGAUUCAUCAUCAUGGACAUCACUAUCACCAUCAUCAUCAUCAUCAUGGUGGUGGAUGUUGUGCAGCUGAUACCAAGUCUGUGGAAGCAAGACCAGACUCAAAAUCAGAGGCAAAAACUAGUACAAAAUCAGAAUCGAAAGCAGGGUGAUGGUGAAAAAGUAGGACCAGUGUUUGGAGAACAGGCCAAUGAUCUUUUGUUAUGUGAUUCAGAUUGUAGUGAGAAUUAUAGUUUGUUUUUGCUGGUAAUAAUGCACUGAAGGACCUUGAUUUGCAUGGCUAUUUCUUGCAUCCCUUCCAUAUAUUUUGGUGAACAUUGUUGUAUAAUGGUUGUUGCAUCUUCUUCUUGGUAUAAAUUUUUGGUGCCAA